GUGAGGCCCGUGCAUGCCGUCCCCUGGGAGCUGCGCCCGUGCCCUGGACGCCUGAGCCUCGCCCGGCAGGCCGCCAUGUGUCGUGUGGUCAUUGUGACUUGCCGCUCCAUGCUCUGGACACUCCUGAGCAUUGUCGUGGCGUUCGCCGAGCUAGUCGCCUUCAUGAGCGCAGACUGGCUGGUCGGGAAGGCGCGGACCCGCAGCAGCGAGCCGGCUGCCCCUGGCGGGCCUGAGCGCCCUCCUCCCACACUGGGCCUGUACGCACGCUGCAUCCGCAACCCGGGCAUGCAGCAGGUGCCGCGGGACGUGCUUUGUGGCCCCUACGCGGAGAGCUUUGGCGAGAUUGCCAGCGGCUUCUGGCAGGCCACAGCCAUCUUCCUGGCUGCGGGCAUCCUGGUGCUGUGCACGGUGGCCCUGGUGUCCGUCUUCUCCAUGUGUGUGCAGAGCGUCAUGAGGAAGAGCAUCUUCAACGUGUGUGGUCUGCUGCAGGGCAUUGCAGGCCUCUUCCUGAUCCUCGGCUUGAUCCUCUACCCCGCUGGCUGGGGCUGCCAGAAAGCCAUAGACUACUGCGGACCUUACGCGUCUGCCUACAAACCCGGGGACUGCUCCCUGGGCUGGGCCUUCUACACGGCCAUCGGCGGCACCGUGCUGACCUUCGUGUGCGCCGUCUUCUCGGCGCAGGCAGAGAUCGCCACCUCCAGCGACAAGGUGCAGGAGGAGAUUGAGGAGGGCAAGAACCUCAUCUGCCUGCUGUAGGCCGGCGGGCGUGGGGCACUCACGCUUUUCUGGAACCUUGGCACCUAGCGGAGAGCCAGUCUGUACCUGCCACAGCUGCAAGGACACUGGACACGAGGGCCACGCGGCGGAGGACAGGGGCUGGGAUGGGAGCCUGUCGGGGCUGCUCCCAUUCGGGGGCCCCUCUACCCCAGGGUGCAGUGUGUG
This is a messenger RNA of Ochotona princeps (American pika), 942 nucleotides long. It is a transcript of the gene LHFPL2, whose product is annotated as LHFPL tetraspan subfamily member 2. NCBI's taxonomy places the organism in Eukaryota, Metazoa, Chordata, Mammalia, Lagomorpha, Ochotonidae. The transcript is spliced from 2 exons. The record is from RefSeq and is a predicted model, not a curated record. Gene Ontology annotation, cellular component: membrane. Bases 76 to 756 code for a protein of 226 amino acids.